CCUCGUUGAACGGUUCAACCUCGCUUGACUUUCACUACAAGUCUUCUCAUAAUCACUCGACACAAUCUCCGACAAGCUCCUCUCCACCAUCACCAUGCCUCGCAAAACCAAGUCCAAGCCUGAACCCGUCGAAGACAUCGAACAUAGCGAGACAAGUUCAGUAGAAGAAGAUCUCACCGUCUCAGACCCUCCCACCAUUGAUCCAUACGAUGUCCUCCAACUCCCACGAACCGCAACCCCCGACGAGGUCAAGUCUGCUUACCGCAAACUGGCUCUGAAACACCACCCCGACAAAACCCAACCCGGAAAUCGAGACACGGCUCACAAAAAGUUCCAAGAGAUUGCCUUUGCCUAUGCCAUACUUAUUGAUGAACGGAGACGCAAGCGGUACGACGCCACGGGCAAUACCGCAGAAAGUGCCAACAUUGAAGAUGACGACUUCAACUGGGGAGACUUCUUUCGCGAGCAAUCCGCCAAUGUCGUCAACGGUGAGUUGAUUGAGCAGGUCAAGCGAGAAUACCAGGGCAGCGAAGAAGAGAGGAACGCCGUGUUAGCCGCGUAUGAGGAGGGCGAAGGUGACAUGGACGCAGUCUUUGAGAGUGUCAUGUGCAGUGAGAUCCUAGAGGACGAAGACCGCUUCAGGAAGAUCAUCGAUGAGGCCAUCUCCAAGGGCGAAGUACAGGCAUACGACACGUACACUAAAGAGGGCAAGCAGAGUCGUCAACGUCGGAAGGCAGCCGCCAAAAAGGAAGCACAAGAGGCUCGGGAGUACGCUCGCGAGUUGGGACUGGAAGACAAGUUGUUCGGCAAGAAGGAUGGUGCGAAGAAGAAAUCGAAGAAGGGAGCAGACGAUACAGAUGCUCUCCAAGCCCUCAUACAACAGCGCCAACAGUCACGAGCUCAGAACUUCUUCGAUGAUCUAGAAGCCAAGUAUGGAGGCGGUUCGAAGAAAGGCAAACGCAAAGGAAUGGACGAGCCACCGGAGGAAGCAUUUCAGAAGAAUGCGAAAAAGGGUAAACGGAGCGCACGAGCUUGAUUUUCUGCCGGGUUUCAGGACAGUAUCUGCUUUCUUGUCACCAUUCUUGAGCGCGGCGUUGGACAUGGCGGCCUAAAUUAUGCAUAGUAUUUAUUAGUAACGACAGUCAUGACAUGACACAAAAGUCGGUUGGAAGUGAUCAAAAGGCGAAAGGACACACUGCACAGAUAUGCGACCGUGGUGCUCCGAUGGUAUCCUACAUUUCUUCACAAAGUCUUCAUGACUCACGGAUGAUAG
Exophiala oligosperma is the source of this 1273-nucleotide messenger RNA. RefSeq lists its product as uncharacterized. The coding region runs from base 95 to 1036 and encodes 313 amino acids. Gene Ontology annotation, cellular component: cytoplasm; nucleus. The record is from RefSeq and is a predicted model, not a curated record. NCBI's taxonomy places the organism in Eukaryota, Fungi, Ascomycota, Eurotiomycetes, Chaetothyriales, Herpotrichiellaceae. The transcript has 2 exons. Gene Ontology annotation, molecular function: heat shock protein binding.